AUGAAAGACAAGCAUUCACCUCCACUGUUCGCUCCAAUCGGAAUUUUCGCCUCUGUCUCGACUCCCAUCAUUAAGGAUAACCCUCAACAACAUACAGCUCACUUCGAUGGUGACAUCACCUUUGACCAUCUCAGUCUCCUUUCGUUGCAUCAUCACGCUAUCUUCGCUACCCUUCUCGUAUGCAUUUCGGCAAGUGACAUAACCAGAAUUGCUCCUGUGCAAGCUGAUACGAGUCUUGUCUGUAUUCGCUCCUAUCAGGAUGUCACAAACACUCUGCGUGGGUAUCGAGUUCUGCCGGACCGUUCGAUUUUUGUUGUGCCAUUGCUAUGCACUCGGGUCGCACAAAGCCGAGCGAUCUGCCAGCCAACACCGGCUGAGAGUCAGGCAAUGGAAGCAUUUUGUUUUAUCCAUUCUUCUUGCCAUUAG
Messenger RNA from Cylicocyclus nassatus, 426 nucleotides. Lineage: Eukaryota; Metazoa; Nematoda; Chromadorea; Rhabditida; Strongylidae. The record is from the annotation of a GenBank genome assembly.